UAUCCGUAUUCUCAGAGGUCUGUCCUUCAAUGCCGAAAAAACGAAGACAAUUUCUCCGGCUAUAUAGUUCUAGUUCGUCCAUCGACGUUUCAAUAUCGUUUUGCAGGUCAGAAAAAAUUUGAUUAUCGCAGUACUCUACCGAAAAUUGCUGGAUAUAAGCAUAUUCACCAUAAUAUCAACAAUCAUUCUGGCAAAAGAAAGUACGGAAAUUAUUCACGCAUUGUACCAACGUUGACAUCAUCAGCACUUCAUCAAAAUGAAUCGAUCCUGAAUUUAACAGACGUCUACCGGGACAUUAAAAAAACCCAGCACAUUACAGACCCUAAACAUUGUACUUUCAGUAUUGAAAAUCAGCAAAUCUCGUAUAAUAUAUGCGACAAGAUCCACGUAAUAAUUCAAGCACGUGACCAGUUUAACACUAAUAAGCAAAUAGGAGGUGAUUAUUUUCGCGCCAAAAUAUUCUCUACAACAUUAAAAGCAAGUGCGCCUACAGAUGGGGAAGUAGUUGAUCACAACAACGGUUCAUAUAGCGCAUAUUUUACACUGAGAUGGAGUGGUUUUGUGACUAUCAAUGUACAACUGGUACAUAGUAGUGAGGCAAUUGCAGCUAUGCAACGUGUACGUGAAACCAAUCCGAUUCGAAUGACAUACACUGGGAUAUUUCAACUCCGUAAAACAAAAAGAAAAGUACUAUGCCAUGUGCAACUUUCGACUGCAAAUGAAUUAUGCAACUACACUGAUAAAAUAACCGGAGAGCCAUGGUUUUGUAUGAAACCUAAGGACUUGCCCUGCUCUGCAUACUAUGGACACGUGGGUAAUUUAGGCUUAGCAAAUAAACUGACAGCAGCAAUGUUCACUCCGACUGAAAAACUCCUUUUCAG
Anneissia japonica is the source of this 881-nucleotide messenger RNA. RefSeq names its product NXPE family member 3-like. NCBI's taxonomy places the organism in Eukaryota, Metazoa, Echinodermata, Crinoidea, Comatulida, Comatulidae. The record is from RefSeq and is a predicted model, not a curated record.